Molecule: messenger RNA, 339 nt
Organism: Microstroma glucosiphilum
Lineage: Eukaryota; Fungi; Basidiomycota; Exobasidiomycetes; Microstromatales; Microstromataceae
Product: ribosomal protein 60S
Exons: 3
Coding region: 1-339 (112 amino acids)
Biological process (GO): translational elongation; cytoplasmic translation
Cellular component (GO): ribosome; cytosolic large ribosomal subunit
Molecular function (GO): ribonucleoprotein complex binding; structural constituent of ribosome; protein kinase activator activity
Source: RefSeq, a predicted model, not a curated record
AUGGCAUCUCAAGACCUCGCUUCCACCUACGCCGCUCUCAUCCUCGCCGAUGAGCAGCAGGAGAUCUCCGCUGACAAGAUCGUCUCGCUGACGACCGCUGCCGGCUGCCCCGUCGAGCCCAUCUGGGCCACCCUCCUGGCCAAGGCCCUCGAGGGCAAGGACGUCAAGGAGCUCCUGAGCAACGUUGGCUCCGGUGCCGGUGGAUCUGCCGCCGUUGCCCCCACCGCUGCUGCUGGAGGUGCCGCCGCUGGUGGUGCCGCUGAGGAGAAGAAGGAGGAGAAGAAGGAGGAGGAGAAGGAGGAGUCUGACGACGACAUGGGUUUCGGUCUCUUCGACUAA